AUGGCAGGAUCCCGGCAAAUCGUUCUGUGCUUCGAUGGCACAGAGAAUACAUUCACCACUAAUGGACCCGAGACCAAUGUUUUGAAAAUAUGUCGCAUGCUUGAACGAACUGAUGAGCAAUCCGGGACUGGAACCGACAUUACCCCAGGAUCUCUGGCCAACGCAACUUUGCGAAAACACACCAACCUCGGUAAUAGCAAAGCGCUCAACUUGGCGCUUGGCAAAUCAUUCGAUCGUCAUGUUCUAGGUGGAUAUCGCUUCCUGAUGCGACACUACCGCGAAGGAACCCGGAUUUACAUCUUUGGAUUCUCACGAGGCGCCUAUGCAGCACGCUUCUUGAACGAGAUGGUCGAUUUUGUGGGUCUCCUCGGCCCAGACAACGAAGAGGUACUUCCAGUCAUUUGGGAUGCCUUUGCAGCGUGGAAACUGGGUCGGACGAACAACAAGCAGGAAGCGAAGAAACGGGCAUACACUCUGAUGAAGUGUAGCCGAGAGACGCUGGCUCAGCCUGUGCCCCGUGUUCACUUCCUCGGAAUGUUUGAUGCAGUUAAUAGCGUUGCCGACUUCGAUGUCAAUAUGGAUGAAGUCCCUUCGACAAAGACCAUUCGACACGCCGUGAGCAUCGACGAACGUCGAAUCAAAUUCAGACCAGUUCUCCUCGGCAUUCGAGAGGAGCAACCCCCACCAGCUCCCAAAUCAAGACGCCAAAGUUCCGAGCGCAACUUCCAGGACGAUGAAGCCAGUACUCCUUCCGGGCCCCCUGUUCUACCAGAGAUCCCACACGUAACCACCCACAACCGCAGCCACGAUGUCAGAAUGGUCGAAGACCAGCGAGACGUUGAAGAAAUGUGGUUCCCGGGAGGACAUACCGAUAUCGGCGGUGGCUGGAAUCUCGAAGCCGGCGAGGCAUGGCCAUUGAGUCAUGCACCGCUGGUCUGGAUGGUCGGAGAAGCCCGCAAUGCCGGCCUUCGACUUGACCCGUGGAAGAUGAAGCACCUGGCGUGCAUUCCAGAAUGCAAUGAAGAUGACACUUCAGACGAUCAAGCGGAAAAAGCCCAUGAGAGCUCCAACUUCAUGUCCAAUUCUCAAAAGGACUUUAUGAAUGCGCUCCAGAUCGGUGGUAUGAAAGGGCGGAUUCACGAUCUCCUCGCUUGUGGGCAGGGUCUUUCGAUUCGCUCGGUUUUAUCCUGGCGGUUCAUGGAGUGGCUGCCUCUGCGGAGAAUGGAGUUGCAAUCUGAUGGCAAGUGGAAGGCUGUGCGCUGGCCGCCGCCUCUAGGUCAAUCUCGAGACAUUCCCACCGAUGCGCAGGUCCAUAUCUCUGCUAUUCAGCGCAUGCGCUGUGAUGCUUCUUACCGACCUUCCAAUUUGACAUAUGGUUUGUCGGAGGGAGACUCGGGAAUUGGAAAAUGGGGAAUCUACUCACAUGAGGGCGACCCAGUGCGAGAGAGAUAUGUGCGUGAGGAUGUUCAAUUGCCCUAA
This is a messenger RNA of Penicillium salamii, 1479 nucleotides long. The record is from the annotation of a GenBank genome assembly. Lineage: Eukaryota; Fungi; Ascomycota; Eurotiomycetes; Eurotiales; Aspergillaceae.